AUGUCGACUAUAAAAGUGGCAAUAGCUACUAACUCUUUGGGCAAAUCACUCUCCGGUCAUACAAUUCAUCGCAAGCUGGAGGCCGCAAAAUCUCAUGGCUUUGAAGGGGUGGAAGUCGCUUUUGAGUGCAUUGAUGCGCAUGCAGCUACUUUCACCUCAUUGAAGACUCGUGAAGACAGACUGCGCGCAGCUGCUUCCGAUAUUUUUGUCAAGGCGUCGUGUCUAUCGCUCAGUCUUAUUGCCCUGAAUCCCUUUAGAGGAUUCGAUGGAUUGAAGCGAUCAUCGGACGUAAAUUUACGACUAAAAGAGGCAGAACUGUGGUGUCAGCUGUGUCAGAUCAUGCGCAUUCCAAUUUUUCAGAUCUGUACGGCCCUUUACCCCGCUGAUGAGCAUGACUUCACCGCCAAUCCAUCUGUGAUCGCCGCAAAUAUGCGAGCCCUUGGUCUACUGGCUCAAAAACAUAACUUAAAAGUUGCGUACGAAGCACCCUCAUGGGGUAUGCACAAAAAUACCUGGCAGCAUGUACAGGAGAUACUAGCUCUAGUUGAUCUUCCUAACGUCGGUCAUUGUCUUGAUACUUUCCAUAUUGCAUCAAAAGAGGCCGGUGAUCCGUUUAAUGUGGAUUCGCCUAUAAAACAAGAUGGACUAAAGCGCCUACGACACAGUUUACAGGAGCUGAAGGAGGCUGUUGAUCCGGCCAAUAUUGUUUAUCUACAACUUAGUGACGCGACACUAGCAGAUCCUAUGCAACGAGGAUAUCCACAAAAAGACUUCAAACAACCUCCCUUCAUGACUCAGUCCAGGAACUGUCGGAUUUUCCCAUGUGAGGAGGAUUUCGGCGGUACGCUGCCUGCCGUCCAAGUCGCCAAAGCUAUUUUCGAUAUGGGAUAUGUGGGGUGGGUGUCCAUGGAAGUCUUCCAUACUGACAUGUUUGAUACGCGAUCAUCGGUACCCGAUUAUUGGGCCGAACGAGGUAUGAACUCCUGGCGUGAGGUCGCCACUCGUUGUGGGCUUGGUCGUCGUGAGAAACUCACCAAACUAUUUACGGUCCCAAAGUUUUCUUGA
Molecule: messenger RNA, 1065 nt
Organism: Penicillium macrosclerotiorum
Lineage: Eukaryota; Fungi; Ascomycota; Eurotiomycetes; Eurotiales; Aspergillaceae
Product: sugar phosphate isomerase/epimerase family protein
Exons: 4
Coding region: 1-1065 (354 amino acids)
Source: RefSeq, a predicted model, not a curated record